Molecule: messenger RNA, 2484 nt
Organism: Nematocida ausubeli
Lineage: Eukaryota; Fungi; Microsporidia
Exons: 1
Coding region: 1-2484 (827 amino acids)
Source: RefSeq, a predicted model, not a curated record
AUGUUUAAAUCCCCAUUUAAGAAAAUCAACCAUAAGCUAAAUCAUCAAAAUAUAUUAGACCAGACUAACAGCACCUUCUUUUUAUCCAAUACAGCAGGAAUAUUAAUCUAUUUCUUUCUGUCUCCAUGGCAUCCUAGAAGUCACAGAAGAAACAAAAAGAGAAUUCGUGCGAAUGGAAAUAUAAAAGAAAAAAAAGCACUUGAAACUGUAGUUAUAUUGGAGUAUGAAGGGUUUUCGUGUAAAAGAGGUCCUUUAUAUACCAAAAGAAUCAUAAUAUGCAGUUUGUUCAUACUUCUCAUGCUCAAUGGGGCCUAUGCAGAUUUAACUUUGCAUGGAGUAGAAGAGGUCCUGAAUAAUAUGCUGCAGGAUAAGAAUAAUUGCAGGAUGCAAAUAAAUAUUAAUGGACCCUUAAAUCCAAUUAGAGGGUAUAUAUCAACUCUUGCAGGAUAUACUCAUAAUAAAAGGUUCUUUUCGGAAAAUAUUAAAACCUCGUACGCUCUGCUUAAACACACUGCUACAGAAGAAAGAAGCAGAAAAAUAUUUCAAAGAGACUACGAAAGAGAUAAACCAGUUGCCUGGCUACUAAACACCUCAGAUCACACAAAAUACAUAUAUAACUACCACCAGGCAUUUCUCAUCAUGUUUUCCUCAUCAGAUGGCACUAUAGACGUAAACUCUUCUGGAAUAGAUUCAUUCAGUGGAUUUCUUCAAAUCAGCAAAGUAAGAACACACAAAUACAAAAUACUAGCAUCCUUGCUGCUGCUCUCUGAAGGAAUAGACGUCUUCAUGGAAAUAACAAAAAGUCACCCGAAAUCCACUAGAAAACUGGUUUUAAAAGAGAAUAAAACCAAAGGAAACCACUUCUCUUUAAGCUUAACAACUAAUUUCGUAAUAACAGGACGAAAUAAUUCAACUAGUUUCCCUGCCCUCCAAAAUAACACUAUUUUUCUAAUAGAGUUCUUUUUAAAGUACAGAAACCAUCCUGUGCAGGAAGAAUACGCAGAACCAAGAAAUUUAGAAGAAUUCAGAACUGGCCGAUUUCUUAAUAAUUUGAGAUGGCUCAUACAGACAUACAUAUAUAACUACUUCUCUACUAGCGAAGAAGUGAAUAUAUUCAAUCAAACAGUGCAUGAUAUUUUACUAGAAUACUUACCAGAAUACAACGAGAGCAAAGGAAAAGAAGAUAUUUCUAUGCAAGUUUUCAGAAAGUGUUUUACAACAAUGGGAAAUAAUACUGUUUCUUGUAUAAACAGAGAAUAUUCUGGUCGUAUUAUGCGCAUAUUCAAAGCACAUGAGGCCCUUCAUGUGGAAAUGUGCCCAGGAACCAUCUACCCAUUAAUUUUCACGAAAAAUUCAAUUAUAAGCACAGAAGACCAAGAAGUCCCUCUAAGUAUAACAGAUACCUUUGCAUGCACAAUGGAAGAAGUUCUUCUUGGAUUAUUAAGUUGUUUCUUCUAUGAUGCAAAGAAGAACACUUACACAACAGAACAUAUCCCCGAUGCUUCGUACAAACUGUUCAGUUUCUUCAUUUCGCACAAAACCCCUUCAGAGAUGAUUUCCAGUGAAAUAACCAGUAAAUGGUCUCUGGUUCUGGCAGAAUUGCAAAAUAGAAAUAUAUUAUACGAAAAAGAUAACAGAAGCAGGCUUGUAACCGGAAUAAUGAAUCUUCUAUACGUUAUCACAGAAAUUACUGGAAUUUAUCCAAGAGAAUCCAAAGUGCUUCAUUAUUAUGCCACUUUUGUGAAAAAUGCAUGUGAAAAAGCUGUUCUCACAGGCAUACAAGAGAAACUUGGGUUAUAUCUGGAAUACUUAUUUCUUCUGCUCUUCAAUAACUCUGAGGAUUUAAGCUGUAAGCUCAGAAUGAAAAGAGACAAAAUAAAAGUGACUCUUUCUCAUUUAGAAAUAAUAGAAAUAGAUGAAAGAAAGGAUCUAAUUGGAAUUCUUCACAUAAAAUAUAAGGAUAGAAUGAAUCCUAUCGAAAUUCGCAUUAAUCUUAUGAAAAACAAUCAAGUGGAAGUUUCCUAUAACUAUAAUAGACCAGUAAUUUCACCUGCUGCAGAGAAGAUGAUUUUUCAGUUGAAAGGUAUGGUGAAAAUAAAAAGUAUCCCAGAUACGUUCACAGAGUGCAUGAUUGCGCACUUUAUAACAGAAGAAAUAGAUAUACUCUCAGGAAAAAAAGUGAAUUUAGAGUACUUCCAGAAUAUUCCAAAAAUAGAAGACAGAACCCCCUUGGGAAUGGAUAGAUUCCUUCUACUAGGCAAGAUAUCCACUUUAAAGCAGAAGGAACACCCGGUACUAUUAAUAAUAUCCAUCUUAGACACAGAAUUUCAAAAAACUUCAAAUCCUGCAAUUAUGCAAUUUCUAGCUAACAUAAUUACAAGUGAACUAAAAGAAAGGAGAAAUAUUUCAACCAAAAUUAUUUCUAUUCUCUUACUUAUUAAUGAAACAACAGGAAUCAACAUAAUCCCAGAAAUAACAGAAUAA